Messenger RNA from Erythranthe guttata (spotted monkey flower), 610 nucleotides. NCBI's taxonomy places the organism in Eukaryota, Viridiplantae, Streptophyta, Magnoliopsida, Lamiales, Phrymaceae. The record is from RefSeq and is a predicted model, not a curated record.
GCAAGGGAAAAUGUGAGUCUUUCUCUUCCUUUGUUUGAUUAUGAUAAUUCGAAUGAUGUUAACUUCUAACAACUGUUUAAGUUAUUGAUGGAAAUGGCAAUAAGAUCCAUGUUUUAUGUGACUAAUGCAGACUCCAUCUGUUGUUUUCAUUGAUGAACUGGAUGCUGUUGGUAGAGAACGUGGUUUAAUUAAGGGGUCCGGUGGACAAGAACGUGAUGCUACUUUAAAUCAGCUUCUUGUGUGCCUCGAUGGGUUUGAAGGCAGAGGUGAAGUCAUUACCAUUGCCUCGACUAAUAGACCAGACAUUUUGGAUCCGGCACUUGUGAGACCUGGGAGGUUCGAUCGGAAAAUAUAUAUUCCCAAGCCUGGAGUUAUAGGCCGCGUUGAGAUUCUGAAGGUUUGCUGUCUGUGUUUCGUGUACAAGAAUGAUUCGGUGGUGGUGGUGGUGGACAAAUGGGGGUACUACCACUGCAACUCAACCCACCCCAUCUCCGUAUUCGACGAUGGAAACACCGUUUUCAAUCUGGGCCAACCCGGCCCGGCAUAUUUUGUGAGUUCCGACCCGGUUCGGUGCAAAAACGGGCAAAGAUUAAUGGUGGAAUACAAGUGA